This is a messenger RNA of Malaya genurostris, 1828 nucleotides long. RefSeq lists its product as uncharacterized. NCBI's taxonomy places the organism in Eukaryota, Metazoa, Arthropoda, Insecta, Diptera, Culicidae. The coding region runs from base 202 to 1479 and encodes 425 amino acids. The transcript is spliced from 6 exons. The record is from RefSeq and is a predicted model, not a curated record.
UAACACCAUUCAAAAGUAGUGUGAUAACAUAUCGAAACACAUUAUAACGAUUUCUUAGGAUCGGUGAAUUGUUUUAUCUUGCACGUUCUGAUAACCACAUUGAAAGGUAUUGCAGCAGUAUCUAGCUUAUUGGCGAGCCAUCAUCAUCGAUGCCUAAUCAGUUUGCCUUUUGAAGUUGUUGAGUGCAGUUCCACAUUAAAUAUGCCAAAGACACAGGAAACGAAAUUUGUCAAUUCGCUGUUUUUAACCAAUCUAAUUCAGUCACAGUAUGCAGAAACUGAGGUUAAAAUUAAAACCUACGACGUGGAACCAGCUACAGCAGAAAUCAAUGACCCGUUUGCCCGAUCCUCGAUGAAUAGGAUUCUUGUUAAGUAUGUCUCUAAAGAGAAUUCAAUGGGAAACCUUAUAUCUUUUGUGUCCAAAAUCAAACCGACAGAAGGAAAACUUGCUGAGGAAUUCAAGAAAAGUGACAUAUUUGAUAAGGAAAUAUUCAUAUACAGAACUGUAUUACCGAAGUUAGGGACCAUUAUUUCAAAUCUUGGAGGCACAAUUGAACUGGCACCUCAGCUGAUCUAUUGGUCGGAUGUGUCAUCCAACUUGUUGGUUCUGGAAGAUUUAACUGUGCGCGGGUAUAGUGUCGAGAACCAACAGCUGGGACUGAACAUGGAGCAAAGUAAAAUGGCUAUCGAAAAACUAGCAUUCUUUCAUGCUGCUAGUGCAAUAUUAAUAACUGAGAAUCCCAAUGAGCUGGCCAAAUAUGUCAAGGGUACAUUUCAUACCGAUCACAAGGAGAAGUUAAAAUAUUUUACAAGUGCUCUAACAGUUAUUGGUGAAAGUGCUGCAGAGCUGGGAAUAAACUCCAACGUGGCAAAUAAGCUGAAGGCACUGCCCCAAAAGGCGUUGCAAAAAGCAAUUGACGCUUACGGUAGCGACUUCCAAGGAUUAAAAGUACUCAAUCAUGGAGACUUAUGGACCAACAACAUAAUGUUCAAAUACAAUCAAACUGAAUUGGUUGAUGCUGUUUUUGUCGAUUUUCAGAACUGCGUCGUUGGAUCUCCAAUUAUUGAUCUAGUUUAUUUUCUGACAUCCUCGCCGUCUUAUGAUGUACUGGAGAAAUCGAAGGAUGAGCUAGUUUAUAUAUAUCACGAAACGCUUUCAUUACUUCUGCAGCGUUUGAAUUACAAGAAAACUAUUCCAUCCUUAAUCGACCUACAGGUGGAGUUGCUCAAACAUGGUGCUCUGGAAGUAAUUUUAUCACUAACAACAGCUCCAUUUUUGCGUACCAAAAAUGCACAGAAUACUCCUGCUAUGCAGCCAACACUUUACAAUGAUGGGCAAUGUGUUGACCUGAAGCCUGUGCUUAAAGCACAUGCCAGUCAUCUCAACCAUCAAUUGAAGGAUUACGAGCUGCGUGGUUUACUAGAUUGGGGUGCAGUGGAGAGCAAGAUUAAAGGAUUGAUGGGUCGUUUCCAGCACUAAAUCAUAAUAAUUCAAUAUCACAGAUUAUCUACUCUAUCGACCAACGAACAAACUCAAAACUCUAAUUUUCGCAUUAGCUAUGUUGAAACAGACAUUAGCAGAGUUCUGAGGAAGCAAUGCAGAAUCUAUUGUACUUUUUACGUUUGGUCGAUUAGGAGUUGAUGUGUUCGAAAAAGGUUUCACAUCAAAGAAAAGGCCAAACUAUCUGGUAGUUCUAAAUUUUGUCUAAAGUCUUGCGUCCUUUUCAAUUAGCUAAUGUUCGAACCAUCCAUGUGUACGUAAUUAUAUAAUGAAAUUGUUUGUGCUCUAGAUUGUGUAGUAAAUAAAUAAUGCAUUGGUUAUGAAAUUA